CUAGAAAGGAAAACCGACGCUUUUGGUUGGCGAAGUAACUGCCUUACAGCGGGGGUCUUCUUACCCCGAAAGCAUCACAAGGAGCCCGGACACCAGUGAGUGCGUAGCAGACACGUGUUGAUGUGUGGUCAGACAAUGGACGUGUUGUGAUUGACAUCAUCGGCCGAUCCCAACUAACGUAAUGCUGUCAUCAACGAGUACUGGGACAAAGGAUGGACAUGAGAACAUAAUUUGGCUCCUAUCGACAAGGAUGGACAGACAGUCAUUGUCCUGAUAUCAGUUACCAUUGACUUUAAUUAUAGUGAGCUACCAUUAUUAUUAAUUCUUUGCAACUAAGGAUAUUGAUAUUUUUGUAACAUAUAUGAGGGGGCACUUCAGUGCAAGAACUCUAAGCCAUAGGUAUGGCACAUAGCGGAGUGCAGAAAGACCACCUCUGCAAGGAUUGUGGAGUGUAUUUUGAUACCAUAAAGUCUCUGGAUGUGCACCUGCAGUACCACAAGGAGAACCUCCUCAUAAAGUGGGCGACGCAGCCAGAUGAGACGAACAACAAUAAUGCGUCUUCCAACAAGCACAGGGGCGGCGUCACGACGGCUCCCGCAGACUCCAGCGAUGGCAUGAUGAAGACUGAACCGGGUCGUGCGACAGGGAGCGGCAGUCCUCAGCCCAACUCUUUCAAUCAUCCACCGACGCCCAGCAGUUAUAGUAGUGCGCCAUCUCCUUUUCAAGACUCGUCAGCACAAAGAUUCUCUCCUAUGGCCUCGGCGGGUUACAGUCUGAGUGACAGGACUCCGCCCCACCAACAAAAUGGGGUAUUGCAUCCAUUCAGCCAGCAGUACAGCAACUUCAUGACCCCCAGUUCAGAUGGAAGUGGAUACUUCAUGGAUGGCAGUAGCAAUUCAGGGUAUAUUUUAGGCUCAGGUACAGAUUUCCCAGCAUCUUCCAAUGUGGACAAUCUCCGAUCAUCGCCAAAUUCAGUGUCAUCGCCGUCUUCAUCGUCGUCUAUCGGUCUUGUCAUUACGUCGACGGGCAUGUAUCGUUAUCAUCCGUACCACCAACCGCACUCAUCAGGGAGUCAGUUGUACGUACCUGAUCGUAACAAUGGCGUGACAUCAUCUGGACCGUCACCAUCCUCAUCCUACCAGCCACCACCGACACCCCACCAAUGUGAUAAGUGUGGCUUUGUGUGCAACAGCAGUUCAGUUCUGUUAGAACACCUCAACAACGCACACCCUCCAGCACCAUCUCCGCCAUACAUGAACAACCAGAUGCGGUUCGCACAGGAAGCCAUGUUUCAGAACUAUCAUGGCAGCAAUGAAAGUCCAGACACAGCAGUGGGCGGCCAGCAAGCUGCCGCAGCAGGAAAGAUGAAAGAUGAGCCAGCAGCAGAAAUUCUGGACCUGGAUUCACAUAAGGUGCACCAGGUGUACCAACCUGAAGGAGAGGCCAGAGCACUACAGUCUGCAGCGAGCAGCGAGGCCUCCAACAGGGGUGGUCAUUCCCACUCGGUGUCUGCCAUGCUUUGGGGCGAUACCCCACAGAAUAAUGUUAAUCCUCACGCGAUGUCUUCCACCGCACCUCAAGAGUUUCGUGGUGUGACAUCUCCAAGUGGUGUGACAGUUCCUCACCAGCAACCCAUGACAUAUCAGAAGGCAGGUGUAUAUUCCCAGCACCUGGCACCCAUCCCCGGGCAAGUAAUACACCCACACCUACAUCAUAUCACAUCAGUUCCUAACAUCUCAUCCUCUAGUCUUCCCCCUCCGGGUCCGAUGCCUUCGACAUCUCCCCACCACCAAAAGAAUGGGCAAUCAAUGCAGCAGACUUCUCAGCAAGGUGGUAACCAGACUUGGAAGUCAAAUGAGGCACGGAGACCUAAGACAUACAACUGUUCUGCCUGUAACAAGUGGUUCACCAGUUCUGGUCAUCUGAAGAGACACUACAACACAACACUGCACAAGAAUGCUGUUAAGCAGAGUGGCGCACCUGACCCAGCCACGCAACCCAUCAUCAAUCAUCACCAUCCUGGACGCGCUGCCACAGAUGUUGGAAAUAGUGCCCGAGGAACACCUGCAGGAGAGUCGCAUGUAACCCAGCUCAGUCCUGCAGGUCUAGGGCACCAAAUAGCAUCUGUGAUUGAAGACUCUUCCAGGAGCGAUGAUGCUAGUAGCAAUGGCAACUUUGGAAGGAUUACGCCAUCAGUUCAACAUGGCGGUCUGCUGCCAACUGGCAACCAACAGCAAGGGAGUUCCCCAAACCUGAUGGCAGGUCCCUCAGUAACAAUGGAGGCACAAAUGGGGGGCCUGCACUAUGUAACCUCCAGUUACAGCAGCGAGAACCCGCUACACAACCCUUCCAAUUCCGUCCGUACAUCUCCAGCGCCAGUCCCCCAAAUGCCACCAGAAGCAGUUUUGCACCAACUGGGAGCAGCUCCACAGCCACUUUCUUCUCAGCACCCUUACAUGUUGGGCCAAGUGGUUUCACCACCUCAUUCACAACCCCAACCAUCGCUGCCCCUCACCCAUCAUCUUAUCCACCACCCUAUCCCUCAGCACCAACCUCUGCACCCUUCCCAGCACCCCACACCCCCGCCUUCACUCCAGGUGACGAAUCUAACAGAGAUGUAUUCCCCAAACGGGCAGCCCCCCCACAUUUCUAUACUACAAGAACACCAGCCAAUGCUGCCAACUUCUAUCAACAACCACCUCAUACCUAUUACUGGUAAUUGUGGCAGCAGUGGAGGUACCGUGUCCCCGCUCAAUCUGCAGGAUGAACAACAGUUCCUGUUCCCAGUAACGUCCUCGCCUCAGCAGGACAAGCAGCCAUUGCCUAGCUUUGCUCAGAUUGGACACCACCCUUUUGGGGCAAACUCGCUAGUUGGCUUCAGUGGGCUAACAGCAUCCACUUCAUCUCCAAGUUACAGCAUGGUGAGCACGGGACCAACCUCAGCAAUGACUGAUAAUGUGGGGGGGCUCUUGAAUGGUGACCAGCACUUGCUGGCGACAAUGAAGCAGAGCGAUGUCUACAAGAACAACAACAAUCUGUACUGGUUCAACAACUUUGAGGAUCAGAAUAGCCUUCUGGAUGAAAGCAGCAGCAAGGAUCUUCUGGCAGACUCCAACGGAAACAGAGGUAAUGGAAACGUAUCAUUAAACCUUUCACCAACCACAGCAGACUGUCACACGUCUAACAUCGAUUUCGACAAACCACCGCAAACAGAGACGCGUGCUACGAAUACCAGACAUGAAGAUGAUAUCACCAGCACAGGUAUGGAAGAAAUUACAGCUAUGGUUGCCAACAACAAUAACAACAUCAACACCACCACCAACAAUAACAGAAUAAAUAAAGCCAAGAACUCCAUUUUUAAAUCCAUGUCCAUCUCAAGCGGAAGUCUUCACAAAUGUGUAGAUUGUGACAAAGUGUUCAACAAGGCAUGCUAUCUGACGCAACACAACAAGAGCUUUCAUUCAGGGCACAAGCCAUACAAGUGUGACCGGUGCGGGAAGAGAUUCAUGAUAGAGAUGACCUAUGAGCAACACUUGGCAAAGCAUGCGGGCGAGAAGCCAUACAAGUGUGACGUGUGCCCCAAGCAGUUCAAUCACAAGACAGAUCUGCGUCGUCACAUGUGCCUGCACACCGGGAUGAAGCCCUUUCAAUGCAACAUCUGUAGCAAGGGCUUCAUACGCAAAGACCACAUGCUGAAACACUGCGAGACUCAUCGCAGGAAGGCCGCUCAUCCACAUAAUGGCAUUCAGGUGGUGUCAGCAAAGUAAAUACAAUUUUAUAUCAGAUAUAAUUAAUCAAUUCUUAAUUUGUGACCUGAAAAAGCCAAUGCUGAUUUUUAAGACUAAGACUAAAUUUUAUAAUUAUUUUUAAAUGUGGCAUCGCAAAUGCAGAAAGGAUUCAGUUUCGACCUCCAAUUAUUUAAUCACCUGUACUGAUUUUAAAAUUAGGUUUGUCGAGAACAGACUUUUCUUUAUAAUGACAAACCGUAAACGUUUCAUAAGAAACCUGGCUUUUUUAUUAUAAAGAUCAAGGUGAGAUUUGAGGUUAUGAGUGUGACAAGUAUGAUAGAUGGCUGUCUUCUGACCGCACGGUGCGACAUCUCAAAAGACAGCUAUCUGCAGACAAAGAUUGAAUUCAUAAUUCAACAUAAUUGUAGCAGAAUGUCUCAUUUGUUGUAAUGAAUUUGACUUACAGAAUUUGAUUGGUUCCUGCAGUGAUAAAGUAUUCUAAAUGACUGUCCGUUAAGUCUUAGAGUAGUACAUUAAAUUGUUUCACCUUUGUUAGAUAAUGUUGGUUUAAACUUAAAUUGGAGAAGAACUGUUGAAUGCAAUAUUAAUUAAUGAGUUUAUACUGAGUCAAUUGUGAAAGUUUUUGAGAGGUUUAUGAUGAGUGGUUAUAUCAUUCCAAUGUACAGUAUUUUGGAAAUUUUUUUGUUUGCAAACUGAGUGUUUGGAAUCAUCAGGCCUAAUUUCUGAUGGAGGGAUCCUCAGUUUCUAGAAUCCCAAGAAAUUAAUUUGGUUCAAGUUCCAGUUGAGUGUAAUUGUGAGAUUACAUCCUGUUGUGAUAUUUAAUGUUUAAUUUUGCUUUGUAUAUUUCCAUGACACAACUUUUAUAUAUACGGAUUUAUAAAAUGGUUGUUAAGAUUACAUAACGCUACAUAUCUCAAGAUGCCACGUGUCAUACAGUUUUUCCUGUUUUCUCGAGUAUGUGAUGAUUCUUUUAAGGGCUUACAUAAUAUUGUGUUUCCUCCUCGGUUUUCUGAACUGUGCCUCGAUCGGUGAACUCUAUUCCAUUGACAUGAAGCGACAUAUUCACCUCAUAUCAUGGCAGUCGACCUAAUUAUUGUUAUAUAUUAUUUUUACAAGACUGAUACUGUAAGAUAUUCCAAUAAAUACCAUAUUCAGGGUUAAUAAAGCAACUAGCAGUUUUUGUGUUACUGUUGCUAUUGUAAAUGUAGAAUUCAUUAUGUUGGUGUUGAUCUUGUUAAAGUUAUGCACCAUUACUAAAGAUAGGGAGAUUUUUAAGUGUUUUAAAUUAUAUCUGUUCUUUACGGGUGUGUAGGAUAACGCUUGGAAGUAACAGCAUUUUGUUUGUCAGAGGAAACGUAAUGUUCAAUCUGUAGAAAUACAAGAUAGAUAGCGUGAUUGUCUCUAACGGAGGUUAACAGAGGGAGGAAGUCUGUCAGUCAGCCUGACAUGUUUCCCCCUUCUUUCUGCAUUAUGGACAAUCGUAUAUUACGAGUCGAAAGCCACUUUUGGACAGGCUGCAGUAGCUUGUCCACGACUGAGCCAGCAAUCUGAGCAUCAUCUCAACAAUGUGCCAAUCAAAGCAGAGGGUUGUCAUAUAAUUUAUUGUGUAAGAUAACUUAUGUUUUAGUCUCCUGAUACAUGGACGGGUUUUGCCAUUGGUUGAACUUAGUGUUACGACUACCUCAGCAAUAAUGAGUAAUCAUGUACAUAUAUUAUCAGAGUGCGAUCCAAUAUCGCCAUUUGUGUUUUUUUAGGUUAUUAAAGAAAUUUUCAUAAAAGCAAAA
This is a messenger RNA of Zootermopsis nevadensis, 5533 nucleotides long. It is a transcript of the gene zld, whose product is annotated as zinc finger protein zelda. Gene Ontology annotation, molecular function: RNA polymerase II cis-regulatory region sequence-specific DNA binding; DNA-binding transcription factor activity. NCBI's taxonomy places the organism in Eukaryota, Metazoa, Arthropoda, Insecta, Blattodea, Termopsidae. The record is from RefSeq and is a predicted model, not a curated record. Gene Ontology annotation, biological process: regulation of transcription by RNA polymerase II.